CAUUACAAGCUAUCAGAAGAAUCAUUUUGAAAACAUGUCAGAGAAAGGAGAAGUGGAUUUAACCGGUGCCAAGCAAAACACGGGAGUGUGGCUUGUAAAGGUGCCCAAAUACCUCUCUCAGCAAUGGGCAAAAGCGACUGGCAGAGGAGAGGUCGGGAAACUCCGAAUCUGCAAGAAAGGAAACCAAGGAAAACCAGAGGUGUCUUUCACUUUGAAUGAAGAGCUGACUGUGAUUGAGGGUAUAGAAGACAAGACGGUGUCUGCACCUCGUGAGCACCCAUUCACCAUGCAGUUAGUGGGAGGUCAGAUGUUGGCGGUCUUCACAGAAACUUCAUCAGGCCAGUCAGAAGAAAGAUCUGAUGGCAGCAGCUCAGGUUCGGGGGCGGGGGCAGGUCCAGAUAAAAUAGCGUUGGAAGGAGUGGUAGUGCAAAGAGCAGAGUGCAGACCUGCUGUUAAUGAAAGCUACAUGAGGCUGAAGAGGUUACAAAUUGAGGAGUUGUUGAAGCCAGUCCGGCUGUCACAGCAGCUGGAUAAAGCCGUCACCAGCAACUACAAACCUGUGGCCAACCAUACUUACAAUCUUGAGUAUGAGCGCAAAAAGAAGGAGGAGGGCAAGAGAGCAAGAGCAGACAAACAGCAAGUGUUGGACAUGUUGUUUUCUGCCUUUGAGAAGCACCAGUACUACAACAUCAAAGACCUGGUGGACAUCACCAAACAGCCUGUGAUCUACCUGAAAGAAAUCCUGCGCGACAUUGGCAUUUACAACGUAAAGGGAACACACAAGAAUACCUGGGAGCUCAAACCGGAAUACCGACAUUACCAUGGCGAGGAAAACACUGACGAAUAGUUUCUGACCUCCUCCACGGCCGACAAACAACCUUAUCAUUUGGUGAGGGGUCUCUCCCGGACCUAGCCUUGGUUGGAUGUUGGAGUGCUCUCCUGAUUUCCUGACAACAGGUCUCAAAACACAAUGGAUGAUGAGGUCAAGCAAAGGUAGCAUUUUACUGGGAGAAGUUUUUGCGUCUUCUUGUUAUUUUGUAGGAAACGACGAGAAGGGACAUUAACGGAGGUUUUACGCUCAAGUUUGCACCGCCUCUUCCCGAUGUGGUUCUAUAACAGCUUCAGCCCGCCCGCAAGGUAACAGAACCCAGAAUUAGUCGUUCAUUUCGUCAGAGUCACAGUACGUUGUAUUUUCCGAAGCAAAAGAUGCAUCUAUGAGCUCUGGUUAUUUUUUAAUGUUUAUAUAUCAUGAGGUAACAAGGAAAUUGUAAGUAGACUAAGGAUGUGACACAGGUAAUGGUGCUCACCACUGAAGUUUCUUUUACUAGAUGCUUUUUAAUUUUACUUUUCUUUUUUUUAAAUACAUGUCCUUUAAUAAAAAAAAAAUGCAUUUUAGGUUUAGAUUUCUGUGCCAUGACUUGGGAAGACCGAUUAAACCUGAAAUUGCGUUGACUUAAUUUUAAGACUGUCCCUUUUUCUCUAAUUCUUGCUUCAGGUGACCUCGUAUUAGCUCAUCUAAACUGUAAUUUUAAAUUGUUUUACAUUUGAUUGACUUAUGUAAUAAAUGUGUUUGAGUA
Plectropomus leopardus (leopard coralgrouper) is the source of this 1577-nucleotide messenger RNA. RefSeq names its product general transcription factor IIF, polypeptide 2a (gene gtf2f2a). Lineage: Eukaryota; Metazoa; Chordata; Actinopteri; Perciformes; Serranidae. Gene Ontology annotation, biological process: transcription initiation at RNA polymerase II promoter; transcription by RNA polymerase II. The record is from RefSeq and is a predicted model, not a curated record. Gene Ontology annotation, cellular component: transcription factor TFIIF complex.